GUGCUUGAAGUGCAUUUAUAUUCUGCUGUUAAGAGAGAUACAAACACGGCAGAAUUUCUAUGCAAUGGAAAAUGGUUUCAGGUUUUUGGAUUUUUGUAUUAAUCGUCAGCACCAUGUAUACAGUUCAACCUGGUAGAUGCUGGGUUACUGCACAAUCCCCCACAGUGCCAAAAGUUUAUCAACCCGAUAAAGAGCUCAGUGUGAAUAUCGGAGACUCGGCUACUCUGCAGUGUUGUAAUUUUGGAAUAAAAGACAGAGAAGUUAUCUGGUUUAAGCAACAGUAUGGAAAACAGCCCCAUAUUAUGGUCAGAUUCUUUAAAACUGACGGAGAAAAGUUUUACAACGAAUUCCAGAAUUCUCGUUUUCAAAUGAAACAAUUUGGAAACUGCUUCAAUUUGACCAUUUCUAACACCACGCUGUCUGAUGAAGCCACAUAUUACUGUGCUCUCGUGUCUACAGAUGGAACGCUUUUAAAAAUUAAAGGUGAGCGUGUUAACACUGAAACACCGAAACCAGCUCUGAGUGAUAAUUCAGUGGUGUGUGAUCCAACACUGCAUGGAAACAACACUAACAUGAACACACAAGACAAAACAGUGCCCGCUUUGGGAACGGCUUUGGGUUUGUGCACAAUUCUGAUUUUCUGUCUCACUUAUUUCAUACUGAGGAGAAGAAAACUUGAUAAAAUGAACACUUCUGUGGAAGAGUCCUCAGGAAUGAGACAGGAAUCUGACGCUGAAGCGCUGAAUUAUGCAGCUAUACAUUUUACAAAGAGGAAAGUCAAAGCUGAUAAAAGGAAACCUGUUGUAUCGGAGGAUUUAGUAUACUCUAAUGUGAAGUAGCUUCUGUUUUUACGUAACGUUAAUGAUCACAGGUUUUACUUCUGUACACAUGUUCAAGCACUUGUUUUUUUUUCAGUUCUAAUGUUUUAAUGAUUUUUUAAGUGUGCAAUGUGUAACCUCAACGAACAUUGAACAAGUUUUUGACUUGAGAACAAAAAACUUGCAUGUGUUGAUAGCUGAAGCUGAAUAGGGCUGUUGUGGUAUAUAGAAGGAAAGAAGUACAGCUCACAUGAGCUCUACUGUAGCAUCUAAUAGACUAAUGGUUAAAAACUGAAAGUUGAAAUUUAUGUAAUUUUGACUGGAUUAUUAAAAUAUACUGUUGUGUCCAGUGUAUUGUUUUAUAACAAAAAAGAUAUUUGGGAUAAUAAGGAAAUAAAAUGUUUUCAAAUAUGUGUUUUUUUUAUAUUGUUCAAGUUUACACAACCACCAGUAUUUAAAU
Molecule: messenger RNA, 1278 nt
Organism: Hemibagrus wyckioides
Lineage: Eukaryota; Metazoa; Chordata; Actinopteri; Siluriformes; Bagridae
Exons: 6
Coding region: 60-839 (259 amino acids)
Biological process (GO): response to bacterium
Source: RefSeq, a predicted model, not a curated record